This is a messenger RNA of Helianthus annuus (common sunflower), 333 nucleotides long. RefSeq names its product zinc finger protein 2. Lineage: Eukaryota; Viridiplantae; Streptophyta; Magnoliopsida; Asterales; Asteraceae. The transcript has a single exon. Bases 1 to 333 code for a protein of 110 amino acids. The record is from RefSeq and is a predicted model, not a curated record. Gene Ontology annotation, biological process: negative regulation of abscisic acid-activated signaling pathway.
AUGAGUUUCCUCAGUCUAAACCUUACAGAAAACGCUUUCAGUUCAUCUUCGUCGUCGUCUUUGUGCCCUAAACAACGAGUUUUCCCGUGCAGGUACUGCAGUCGAAAAUACUACACCCCACAAGCACUUGGAGGCCACCAAAAUGCUCAUAGAUUAGAAAGAAACGUAGCGAAGAAGUUGGCUGGUUCUAGUGGCCCAAGCCACAGUAGACAUGUGCAACCACCUGUCAUGAUGGAGGUUAACCAUGUUGGAAGUUUCAGUGCUAAUGGUUAUAAGCACGAGUAUGUUCAUGAAGAAGACACUAGCCAACUUGAUUUGACUCUUAGGCUUUGA